UUGUUUUCUGUUUCAGGUGGCGAUGAACAGCCCGGAAUCCGAACUAAUGCCACGAUUUGCCUCGGGAAAAUUGCAUGUUAUAUUGAUCCCUCUCAACGUCAGAGGAUUCUGAUCAACGCAUUCACCCGCGCUUUCAAAGAUCCUUUCUCACCGGCCCGGAUUGCAGCAGUUGUAGGACUUAUCGCCACACAGCAGUACUAUUCAUUAGUGGAAAUUGCCAAUCGUAUUUUACCUGCCCUAUCACCGAUGACAAUUGAUCCCGACAGUAUGGUUAGGAAGCAGAGUUUUGCGGCAUUGCAUGGUUUCAUUGAAAAGCUGGAGAAGGCAAGCGAAAAUCCCGAAUCGAUACCAGAACUUGAGGCACAAGUAAAUGCUGGUGGAAAGAGUGGCUUGCUAAGUAGUGAUAAGGUGCCAAGAUGGGCAGCUUGGGCGGUACAAUCGAUUUCGGGUAGAUUUUAUAAAAGUCCUACACCGACGCAAAAUCCAGCCGUGACAGAAAAUAAGGAGCAAACAUCUGAAAAUGAAUCAGCACCAGAGGCAAGACCGAAAUCGCACGAAUCGGCAUCGAAGAAACACGGGGAUGAUGGCUGGGGCUCCCUGGAUGACAGUACACUGUCUGCUGAAAGUGAUGAGAAAUGGGAAGAUGCCGAUGACACUGUGCCAAAGGCCAAAAAAACCACUGAUGGAUGGGAUGACGAAUGGGAAGGAAUCACGGCAACAGAAACUAAAAAAUCAUCCGUUGCAUCGCUGGUUGAUUCGAAAAAAUCAGUGCCAAAAAAAGGCGGCUUGAAAUUGAAAAACGCCAUCAAAAAGCCUGCAGAUGAAGACGAUUUGGAUUAUGCAUUGGGUAUUAAACAGGAACCGAAUUUGGCAGCGAAUAAAUUAGGUACUGAUGGAAAUUCAGAUAAAUUUGCUGUGAACCAGAACACAGUGUCGAGUAGUUGGGAGUGUGACAUCUCAUCGAGUGGAUGGGAUGAUUUUGUUACCGAUUCAGGUUUGUAUCGGAUUAUGCUUUUUUUUUUUUUUGUCUUAUCGACUCAUUCCUUCACCAACCUCUCGGGACUUUUACAGUGCUUGUACCACUCAGCUCAGUGAUU
Molecule: messenger RNA, 1097 nt
Organism: Gongylonema pulchrum
Lineage: Eukaryota; Metazoa; Nematoda; Chromadorea; Rhabditida; Gongylonematidae
Source: the annotation of a GenBank genome assembly